Oreochromis aureus is the source of this 5098-nucleotide messenger RNA. Its product is annotated as R3H domain-containing protein 2. The transcript is spliced from 27 exons. The coding region runs from base 714 to 3929 and encodes 1071 amino acids. The record is from RefSeq and is a predicted model, not a curated record. Gene Ontology annotation, molecular function: nucleic acid binding. Lineage: Eukaryota; Metazoa; Chordata; Actinopteri; Cichliformes; Cichlidae.
GACGUAAACUGUCGGUGAGGGGGAAAAAAGUGACGCUGACACACACAAGCCGGAGCCCUGACGGGGGAAUAGCGUUUUGUUUCUUUUUUCUUUAGUUUUGUGUCAUUUAUUCUUUAGCGUUUUGUUGUUAUUUAGCAGUAUUCCUGCCUCGGACUCGACCGCCGUGUUCUUCAGCGCUUGCUAUUUCGCAUUAACGUCCAUGCUGCUCUCCCCUCACGCGGCGCUAUUUUGACAGUCGGGGUCGCGGUGAGCCAACUCAAGCUAGCAGCACCAUUAUAUUACCAUCGACCCAAGUUGAAGGAUUCUCCACGCAACUCAAGACAUACUGCCAACAACACGGACUGACUGUAGGACAGACCAUGCUGCUGCACUAAGCCGGAGAGCGAGAGAGGGAGAGAGAGGCCCCAGAGGACCCCUGAAGUGGUGGCUGGUCGUUUGGUGCCCCUCCCACUUGUCUGGCUGGCUAGCUGCUGCCUCUUCAAUUCACCUGAUUGCUCCCUUCCCCAGACGCUAAGGCUUGCUAUGGACUGCACUUCGCCCCCUGCUGCAGCCCAGUCUAGUACACUACGUUAGUGGGUCCCCACUUUCCGUGUGGUUCCUGUCCAGAUUAAGUGAACAGAGUCCAGCUCCGAUCUGGUACCACCUACAGCCACUGCUGGGUCCUCCACCCAACCCCCUCCCCACUCCCACCCUCCCCCCUUUCCCCUAAAAAGAUGUCAGUGAGCCUGACAACGGACAUCCAGCAGGAGGGAGAGAGUGGGCCACUUAUUGAGCCCUGCAGUCGAGGCAAGACCUCCCCUCAACCACAGGGCACCAAAGAAGGAACUGGAGAGAGCCUGGAGCCGGACGAUAGCUCUCCACAGGAUGCACAGAAGCGGGCUCCUAACCACAGCCAUGGCAGGAAAAGGGCCAAGUCUAAUGCCAAACUGAAGCUGGUACGAAGUCUUGCAGUGUGUGAAGAGUCCUCCGGUCCGUUUUCCAAUGAUGGACCACCAGAAUCGGAUAUCAUCCAGCUUCACAUCAGCUGUCCAUCUGACAAAGAGGAGGAGAAGUCCUCGAAGGACGAGUAUGAAAAUGAAGAGGAGAAGAAGGACAAGACUCCCCGAAAGAUGCUGUCACGUGACUCCAGUCAGGAAUAUACUGACUCCACAGGCAUCGACGUUCAUGAGUUUCUGGUCAACACACUGAAAAACAAUCCCAGGGAUCGAAUGAUGCUGCUUAAACUGGAACAAGAUAUCCUGGAGUUCAUUAAUGACGACAAUAACCAGUAUAAGAAGUUUCCACAAAUGACUUCUUAUCAUCGUAUGCUGCUGCACCGUGUGGCUGCCUACUUUGGCAUGGACCAUAAUGUGGAUCAGACGGGCAAGGCUGUCAUCAUCAACAAGACGGGCAACACACGCAUCCCAGAACAAAGGUUCUCUGAACACAUCAAGGAUGAACGCAACAUGGAUUUCCAGAAGAAGUUCAUCCUUAAGAGAGAUGAUGCUAGCAUGGACAAAGAUGAUAAUCAGAUCCGCGUGCCGCUGCAGGACGGGCGGCGUAGCAAGUCCAUUGAAGAGCGAGAGGAAGAAUAUCAGCGGGUACGAGACCGGAUCUUUGCCCGAGAAGUGUCCUUUUUUUUACAGUCUUCUCAAAAUGGAUACAUCAAUGACAACAGAAACCGCGAGAGCUCCAGCCGGGCAUCAAGCAGCCGUCAAAGCAGCACGGACAGUGACAUGAAGUGCCUGGAGCCAAGGCCUUGGAGCAGCACCGACUCAGACAGCUCUAACCGCACUCUCCGGCCACCCGUCACUAAGGCCAGCAGCUUCUCUGGUAUCUCCAUCCUUACCAGGGGGGAUAGCCUUGGCAGCAACAAAGGCUCGCAAGGGAGCUGCAAAGGCUCUCGCUCUGGUAAGGAUUGGAGAAAAGUGGAGAAGAAGCAUUUAGGCCUUCCCCUAGUCAGCCCUGAUGUAUGUCCUCCACCUGCAGCCUCCCAGUCCAGCCGUAGUCUGCUACCCUGCCCAUCUCAACAGCCACAGCAGCCACAGCCCCAGGCUCCACCUCAGACUGCCCUGCUGCCCACACCGCCGCAGCACCCUAUGAGCAACCACAUGAUUGCUCAGCCGGUGGCGUCUCUGCAGCCCUCUCAGCCUGUCUCCUACUCCAGCCCUUCCUGCCCCCAGGUUCUCCUGCCAGUUUCUCCUCCCCAGCAGUACACAAUGGGAGAAGAGCUGGCACCCCAGUUCACACAGAUGACACUGAGUCGGCAGGGCUCCAGUGAGAACCCCGAGCCUCCCCCUAUGUAUCAGGCUACUCCCCCAGUGCUGCCGCAGCACCCCCCACCUCAGACCAGCUACAUUAUGGCCACUACGGGUCAACCUUUGCCACCUCCGUCUGGUUAUCAGCCCACCACUGGACACCCCCAUCCUCCACCUCCACCGCCUCCUCCAUCCCAGCCUGUCAUGCAGGCCGCACCACCUCCACAAGGCUACAUGCAGCCCCCUCCACCUCAGCAGAUACAGGUUUCAUACUACCCUCCUGGUCAGUAUCCAAGCUCAGGCCAGCAGUACCGUGUGCCCCAGCCAAUGUCCCACCAGGUGUCUUACCCAACCCAACGCACACAACCCAUGCCUCAGCCAGCACAGCAGUCAGGUCUUCAGACCAUGAUGCCCAGCCAGCAGCCGAGUUACCAGGGCAUGAUGUCUGUGCAACAACCCCAAAAUCCUGGACUGCUCAAUUCACAGAGAGCAGGAAUGGGAGGACAAAUGCAGAGCAUAAUGGUUCAGUACCCACAGAUGCCUUCAUAUCAGGUACCUGUGGGUAAUGAAAAUCAGCAGGUGGUGCAGCAGCAGUACCAGCAGCAGGUCAUGGUCCCAGUCAGCCAGUCUGUCCAGGGGCCCAUGCCUGUUUACUACAGUGUUAUCACACCCACACAGCAGAAUAGCACAAGUCCAUCAGUAGGUUACCUGCAGCCCCCCAGCUCUGAGCAGUAUCAGAUAACACAGUCACCAUCCCCCUGCAACCCUCCACAGUUGCAGCAGCAAUAUUCAGGAGUACCACCUUCUGGGCCUGGGGUGAUGGUCAUGCAGCUCAGUGUACCCAAUGGACCCCAGCCUUCCCAGAAUCCCCCUCUUGUCCAGUGGAACCCAUGCAAGUACUACAGCAUAGAGCAAAGGGCAAGCAAGCCAGGCGAGCUCUACAAACCUGACAACACUCCACAGGCCAGUACUCAGCUGACGAGUCCCCUGGCCUCCCCCACUCAGUCUCCCACCCCGUCACCUUCUGGCAGCGUCAACAGUGUCUGUCCAGGCCUGGGACCAUUACCCCUCAUUUCUCAGUUUCCCCGGCCAGGAGGGCCAGCUCAAGGUGAUGGUCGCUACUCUCUUUUGGGGCAGCCCCUCCAGUAUAGUCUGUGUCCCCCACACCUCAUGCACAGUCAGUCCUCCUACAGCUCUCAUCAGGGCCAAGGAGUAAUGAAGCACGGAGCACGAGGGAAAAAACAAACACUCAAAUCUGCAUCAACAGAUCUUGGUACCACUGAUGUAGUGGUGAGUCGAGUACUCGAGGUGACAGACCUGCCGGAGGGGAUCACACGUCCAGAGGCUGAAAAGCUCUUCAACCAGCUGUCGCUGUGCGGUGCCAAGAUCCAGUGGCUGAAGGAGCCCCAAGGAGGCCGAGGAGGAGCAGGGGGCUGCGGUCCCUGUCCUGGUGCUGGGCCUUCAGGGCCAGGAGCAACAGUGGGCCCCGGAGCUAGCAUGGGAGCUGGGGGAGCGAAGGGCGACGGAAACGACCCAGCUCACCUCUACACAGUAGUGGCAGUGUUCCCCAACACCAUGGCUGCCCAGAGUGCUUCCUUCAAACUUAACAACAGUGGGGCCAGCCUCUUCAAACUGAGGGCCGCCAAAAAGAACUAUGACCUACGCGUGCUGGAGAGAGCCAGUUCUCAGUGAGAGGAAAAGAGAGGGGGAGGAACGAAGGUGAAAGACAGACAGAGAGAGAGAGACACUUGGUGGAGUGGUGGAAAAGGGAGGAGGACUGAGGGGGACUGCUCUUAGUGUACAAUUCAAAAAUGAAUUAAAAAAAAAAACUUGAUUUAAAUGAUGUGUCAAAUGUAUAAAAGGGAAGAGGGUGUGAAUCAUGAGGUGGCUGGUGUUUGGUUGCAAAUAUGAUUUUGUUUGUUUUUAUUCAUUGUUUUUCUUUUGUAUUUAUAUCGCAGAAGAGCACACAAGACACGCGAGCAUGUGUUUCACUGUUGCCGUGGAAUGUGUGCUGCCAUGAUACAAAAACACACAUAACAGAAACACAAGUGCAGGCAACAGGGUCACGUAGCACAUAACAAAAACACACUGGACAGUCGACCUCAGUCAAACCUUUUCCUCCUCUUCCUCCCUCCCCUCCCUGACCCUUCCUCCUUUUUUUCUGCCAGCGCUUUCUCACCUUCCUCGACUUUCCGUCACACAGUCGUCUCUUUAUCUCACAUAUUUAUAAAUUUUCAUACGGCACAGUUGCGCACUCUCCGCUUUCCCCUGCUGCUCCCCCCUCUUGCCAUGUCUCAGACUGCCUCCUAUCUUUCUCUGCUCCUCUGUCCCUCUCAUGUAUUCUGUCACUGCUCUCUCCUCUCUUGCUUUGUUUGCCUUACUGCUGUUGUGGGUUUCUGUAUUGCGCCGUUUCUUUUUCUUUUCUUUUUUUCUCAGAAGUUUUUCUUUGUUUGUUUUUUGGGGUUCAAUAUAUUUAUAUAAGUGAUGUAAGGAAUAAAAGAAAUCUAUAUAUUCGGUGAAUUUUUUUUCUUUUCCUCCCCCCCCGAGUGACAAAGGUUAGGCCUUCCUCCUUUAUCCCUUUAUUCCUUCCCUCUUCAUCCCCGCUCCUCUUCCCAUCUUUUUUUUUUCCUUACUGCCCUCUACCUCACUUCUUCUGCCCCUCUCCUCUCUCCCACAGUCGCCCCACAUGCCCCAGCUCCACCCCCCAGACGCCCCAUUGUGUUUGCGUUUUUUCGUUGACAGCUGUGCAGAACGUAUCAGAAGAAGUAGUAAAAGUGCACAAUGAUUGCAUAUGUCUACUGUAAAUUUUAUUUAAUCUGUUAUUUUUUUUGUUUGUUUUUAAAAAUAUAAAAGUCGAGAAA